CUAUUCAAUUGGGCGGCUGAUACGGGUCAUGGGUGUCCAGUCGAGUAGCGGGAUGGUCUAGCAGAACCACACAACCAAUAGCUUUGCUGUUUGUACUGGUACAGUGCUGCAUUCCUAUUUGAGGGAGAGCUUGCCCUCACUUGCAAUGGCGGGCGUGUCCUCACACAGUCACGUGGUCCUGCUGUGCCCCAAGCCUACCCAGUGUGCCCCGCGCUUGGUGUUAGUAACACGAAUCCGCAGUGAGACGCGCUGCACCUGGAAAGCAAUGAAGUAGGAUCCGGGUUUUCUGUUCUGUUACCGAGUUCCCAGCGCAGAUAGGGCUGCGGUACUACAGGACAUGCCUUCACCUAAAGCAAAAAACAACGUCGGCCGGUCUCUGAACCGAACCUCGACCCCGCUCUUGCUGCAGAGGCACGGUUCGGACCCGACCUCGGCCCGACUCAGAGCCUCCGAGAGCCCGACCCGGCGGCGCGGCUCCAGCUCGUCCUGCGCCUCCGCCACCAGCCCACAGCAGCAGCUCCGGGAGGAGGACUGCAUGCGGCUGAACCCGUCGUUCGCGGGGAUCGCGUUGAGGUCCCUGCUCGCUGUCGACCUGUGGAUGUCCAAGCGGCUCGGAGUGUGUGCCGAGGAGGAUUCCUCCUGGGGCAGCGUCCGGCCGCUGAUGAAGAUGAUUGAGAUCUCCGGGCACGGCAUCCCCUGGAUAGCCGGGACUCUGUACUGCAUGUGGAAGAGCGACAGCGCCGUCGGGCAGGAGGUCAUGCUGAAUCUGCUGUUGGCCCUGCUCCUGGACGUGGUUCUCGUGGGGAUUGUCAAAGCGCUGGUGCGCCGGCGCCGGCCCUCUCACAACCGGAUGGACAUGUUCGCCACCUUCUCCGUGGACCGGUACUCGUUCCCGUCGGGCCACGCCACGCGGGCGGCCAUGGGGGCGCGCUUCCUGCUCACGCACCUGGUGCUGGCGGCGCCGGUCCGCGUGCUGGUGCUGCUCUGGGCCGUGCUGGUCGGGCUCUCCCGGGUCAUGCUGGGCCGACACAAUGUCACCGACGUGGCCUUCGGAUUCCUCAUGGGCUAUUUCCAGUACAGCCUGGUGGAGGCGCUGUGGGUCUCCACCGCCAGCUUGCAGCAGCUGCUGGGAGUCUUGGAGUGAUAGGGGUGGGUUGAGGGGGGUGGGGAGGGGAGGGGUAGUCACUGAGCUCAGGGGGAGAAACGUCUGGUGUAGCUGCAGGACUUGGGAUGACCUGGUAGAUGAGGUAUCUGAUGACUCACACUCUGCUUCAUCCCCAAGAAAAUGCCCAGCUAGGAAGCUGGAAUUUGGAAGAAAAGGGUCUCCUGAACUCUGUCUCUAGCAAGUGAGAUUGACUGUCUGUUUUUAUUCAAACAUCUGACAUUACUGUAGCAAUUCUUGCUGAUAUACAAAGAAUAAUUUGCGGCGUAAUUAAA
Polyodon spathula (Mississippi paddlefish) is the source of this 1437-nucleotide messenger RNA. RefSeq names its product phospholipid phosphatase 6 (gene plpp6). The transcript has 2 exons. Bases 338 to 1144 code for a protein of 268 amino acids. Gene Ontology annotation, molecular function: sphingosine-1-phosphate phosphatase activity. The record is from RefSeq and is a predicted model, not a curated record. NCBI's taxonomy places the organism in Eukaryota, Metazoa, Chordata, Actinopteri, Acipenseriformes, Polyodontidae.